Adineta ricciae is the source of this 630-nucleotide messenger RNA. The record is from the annotation of a GenBank genome assembly. NCBI's taxonomy places the organism in Eukaryota, Metazoa, Rotifera, Eurotatoria, Adinetida, Adinetidae.
AUGCUUUCAAGAACUGAAAUAGACAAUUAUAGACAGCAACAUCCUGAUAAACCUUUGUUCGCUACUGUUCUUGAAGGUGUAAAGGGGAAAAAACUCGGUAAUUAUUCUGCAGUUGAACAUAAAUCAGCGAUGAUCGUUUCCGGCUCUGAAAUGAAUUCAAUGGGCUCUUUUUCAACUGAUGGUACGGGUUUGAUAGUGCUGCAUCUCAAAAUAUUGAAUCAUGUCCCAGACCUUAAGAUACCAACACCAGACCAUGCAAGACACUUUGUAUGCCAGAACAAGCGUCUUGCUCAUCGUCGUAGUGUUUUCCACGAAAUUGGGCAUUGCCAUGGUUUCACUAACGAACUAAUUAAUUGGAAUUCGUCAGAUCAAGGCUUGGGCACAAUAAUGGUCGAAUAUGAAAACGCAUGUGUAAGAAUGCAUUGCACAUUCGAAGGAAGAAAUAAUGGCUUAUGGAUAGACGUCAUCAGUCAAAAUCAUUCAGGUGAUGUUUUAUUUGAGAAAGAAACAUAUUUUGAUGAGAACAAUAAUUUGACAUUGGAAAAGAUUGGCUCGUUGGUUCGUCGUAUGAAUCAAUUUAUACAAGAGUAUUAUGAUACAGAAAUAGACUUGCAAAAGAAGCAGCAAUAA